This is a messenger RNA of Biomphalaria glabrata, 4410 nucleotides long. RefSeq names its product interferon-related developmental regulator 1-like. The record is from RefSeq and is a predicted model, not a curated record. Bases 172 to 1485 code for a protein of 437 amino acids. The transcript is spliced from 11 exons. Lineage: Eukaryota; Metazoa; Mollusca; Gastropoda; Planorbidae.
AAUAUUGUGCUGUGCAUCAUCCCAGCACUUGUGUAUCCGAAACAUGUCAACUUUGUCUUACAGAAAUUCUCUCCCACCUUCUUACUGCUUCCUCUGUGAAUACCAUAUACGUUGGCUUAUGUUUAUAGACAAUAGUUUAACUUGUUGGACUUAUUUUAAAACAGUUAAAUAAUGCCCAAGAAUAAAGUAAACAAGAAAAGAGGAGGAGGGAAAUCUCAGGAUGGAGCCACAAUGCCACCGCCUCGCCAGAGAAAUGAAGAUGAUGAUGAUGAAAGUUUGGAUCAAUGGAGUACUCAGAGUGUUUUGUCAGAGAAUUCAAGUUGUCCAGGCUCAAUUACAGGUGAAGAAUCUUCUGAAGAAACAUCUCAGCAAGAAAUGUUUGAAGAGAAAUUUUCAGAGUUUAUGGAUGGUCUUCUAGAAAAAAGUGUCAAGUCACGUAUGACUGCUUUACAGGGUAUCCAGAAAUCACUGCAGAAAAAAUAUGUUGCUGAAUAUCUGCUUGACAGAAAAGAAACACUGACAGAGAACCUUGUAAAAUGUCUGCGCAAGAGUAAAGGUGAAGAGCUAGAGUUGGUAGCAGCUUGCUUAAGCUUAGUCUCUGUCCAGCUGGGUUCUGAGGCCUGCUCCUUGUUUGAGUGUAUACAGCCAGUUCUUACUACCUUGAUGACUGACAAUUCAACACCUUACAAGUCAAGAGGGGCGUGUGCAACAACACUAGCUACUUGCUGCUUUCUUAGUUCUGAUGAUCUUGAGAAAGCCAAAUCUUUGACCAAUGCCCUUGAAGACAUUUUUUGCCUGGGCUAUGGCAAGGGAGAGAAUUCCCCAAGUGUUACACCUGAGCUGAGCUGGUUGAUGGGUCAAGCUUUGAGUGCAUGGUGUCUUCUGUUAACUGUAGCACCCCAAUAUGAAGUCCAGACACACAUAAUGAAACACCUGGGCUUACUGCAAGAUCUACUUAAAAAUGCUGACGUUGACCUCAGAAUUACAGCUGGAGAAGCAGUUGCACUGUUGUAUGAAUUGGCAAGAGAAACCAAUGAGGAGUUUGAACAUGAAGACGAGACAAGCCUAUUCGAACUAUUGAAACAGCUGGCCACAGACUCAGUAAAACACAGAGCAAAAAAAGACCGCCGCCAACAAAGAUCAUGCUUUAGGGACAUACAGCGCUAUAUUGUUGAUUUUGAAUGUACCUGUGAGACCGUGAAGCUAGGCAAGGAGAAUGUUCUGGAGUUGAAUAGUUGGGCACAGAGACGACAAUAUGACACAUUCUGUCAUGUGUUGAUGACAGGCACUUCCGUGCACAUGAAGAUGAAUCCUAUCUUACGUGACAUGUUUGAUCUUGGAGUACCAGGGGUAGAUGACUACAGCCACACGAGGUCCCUUUCCAAAGCACAAAGGACAUUCAUUAACGCUGCUGCCUUUAAAGCCAGGACUAAAGCUCGUGCAAAACACAGAGAUAAAAGGGCAGUUACUGCAAAUGGUUUUUAGUCAUUUUACUUUUCUAGACAGGAAGUACUCUACCUUGUGAUCUGGGUUAACUUUUAAAUACAUUGAUUUCAACAUCUCAUUAUCGAGAAAAUAUUUAUGUAAGUCAUGUAUUAACAAGCAUUUCUGGUAUAACUUGAUGUAAGGUUCUUAAAACAUGCUUCUUGUUAAAAAGACCUUGGAUUAGCUGUCAUUAACAGAGGAAGAACAUUUAAAUUAUUUUAAAUAUUCACUGCCAGUGAAAUUGCUCAACUUUAUCAUCUAAUAAAAUAGAGAGAUUUUUAUUUCUAAUAACUAUUGAUUAUUUCUCUUUCUACUCAUGCUGAGUAUUCAGAUUUUUAUUCAUUUUUUUAGUUGUUUUUUUUUUUCAGUACAGAUUGGGACACUGCAAUAAAAUAUGCAACAAAAAUGAAUAACAAAUCUAUUAUGUUAUCAUUUUUACAAAACAAGUUUUAAAUAUUAAUUUUCAUUUGUUUAUUAUUUCUGUUGCUGUUUAGAAUUUGGUUUCUUUUGUCUUGAUUGUAAAAUUGUUUUUGUUAACUUGAGCUUAGGUAAAAAAAAACAACAAGAAGCUAAUAGUGUGGUAUUUAUUACUGAAAUUAUUAUUUUAUCAAACUUUCUAAAGCAUAAUUUCAUUUUAAAAUAAUAAAAAUUUAGAAGUUUCUUCAUUGUAUUUGUUGGAUGGUCCCAUGAAAUGGAAAGUGUUAGCAAAUCUGCAUGGCAAAGUUAGUUGUGGCCACUUUGUGGUCAGUCAUCAAAAUGGAUAGAUAUUUUUUUUUCUUAAAAAAAGGGAAAAACAAUUCCUUCAAAGAUAGGUCUAGUAGAAUGGUGAGCCCAGAUUGAAAAGAGUUAAGGGUAAUUGUGAUUGUACUUCACUGCAUCAGAGUUGUCCUGUUUCUGAUUGCUUCCAGUGCGCUUAUGUGGUACAGAGAAUGAAAACACUUGUGUUGAUAGACUGUAGAUAUGUGAUGGUCCCCAAUUGGAAACACUGCUUUUGAUGUUUUUAUUUCAUUUAUUCUAAGAUUUAUUUCUCUGGCCUAGAAGAUUUAUUUAUAUAUAUAUAUAUUUAUUGACAAAUGAGUGAUGUGUAUCCUGAUAGUGUAUCUGUACAUAGUCCUAAACAUUGUAGCCAUUAUGUAUGUGUGUAUGAGUAGAAGUGUGUUGUACAGGAUUAACCACUGUCCACUUUUAUUGCAUAGGGAUCACAUCCAUUCCUUUGAUGCAAGUCUAGUGGUGCAUAGUGUACAUAAAAUGUAAUAGUUUGGAUUGUUGACUAUUCUGUAAUCAGCCAAGCUCCAUGUCUCCCCAUCCUAGUUUGAAUGAUAGUGUGUCAGAGUCAAGCACAUUGGUGCAGUUCUAAUUUCAUUGGGAUAUGGGAUGGCAAAUUUCAUUAGCUAGUAAAUAUAAAGUGGUCAAACUAGUCUAACCAUUAGAUAAAUGUAGACCUAGUCCUAAGUUGACUAAAUGUUUUAAUCCAUGAUAAAAUCUCAAUUUUAUGCACAUAGGCUGACAUCAUUUCUUGUAGUUUGUUUUAUUGAAUCCUUUUUUUCUUCUUUUUAUUAAUUUUUCUUUAAAACUGUCCUGAUAAUGAACAGUGUUUGCCAUUCAGUGAGACAAACAAUUUCUGCUUUGACCACUAAAUCAGAAGACAAAGGAAGCAUGAUACUGUUAGCUAGGCUUGUUAGAAUUUCACUACUGACUUGCAAUUACACUUUAUGUGUACAUGUUUGUAUUCCAUUGAGGGCAUAAUAAUCUACAACCUGUGUAUUUCAUUAUAAUUACAUGCUUUAAUCUAGUUGAUGACAUUGUAUGUAUGUGCUGUACAAGUUUACUAUUGACAAAAAUAUGCAAUUUCAUAGUCACCAAAUACUAAGUCUACAUCAUCUGAUUAUGUCUGUUGGUUGUCGGUUCCUGGUUUGGUAAGUUAUUAAUAUGGAUCAUUGUUUCUGCAUUUUUAAUGAGCAAAUAGAGGCAGCUUUGGUGGAUUUUUAAAAUUUCAAGUCUUCUUCCUCCUUCUCAUUUUUAUGUUGGGGUGUUCAGGUGACUAGACCAAUAUGAGAUGCCAUAUAGUUUUCUUUCUAUUUGGGGUGUUUUGGAGCAAGUGUCUUGCUCUGGCCUCUUGGUAAAGAAUGCAGUUUUGAAUUUCAACUCUGAUCUGACUUGAAAUAGACUCUCAGAUAAUCUGACUACAUAAUAUCACAAGCCCAAAAAACUGCAUCUCAACGUUUAGCUUUAGACAGAAAAUUGUAUUGUUUCUUUGGUAAACUUUCUGUCCUUUACCAGUCAUGCCCCCUUCACUUGUCUGCUGCUGCCACUACAUUUGGCAUUCUGGGGAAGUUUUUUUUUUUUUUUUUUUGAUCAUACAUUGGCAGUAAUGAGAUGUUUUUUGUUUCAAAAUAUUUGUAGUGUUGUAUGCAAAUAAGAUGACGUUUGUCUGUAUGCAUGCAUUGCUUUCAACUUGUAUUACAUUUUUUUUCUGAACUAAUUUUUAAAAGAGUUGUGAAAUGUAUUUUUAGUUGUAAAUAUGACAAUAUAUAUAUAUAUAUAUAUACAAGCAUUAGUCACACCUCCUUUUGAGUUACCUGAUCUCUCAUAAUACAAAAGGAGCUACUAAAGAAAAAGUCUUUUACCUAGAAGUAAAAUUCUGUGACUUAGGUAUCUAAUGUCCGACAUCUAGGAGGUUUCUAAAUAACUCACCAUUGGAUACUAUUUCCCCUUGUUUGAUCUGUAUGUGUGUAAAUACUGAAACUAAAAUUGAAAAAAUGAUUGACAUUUGUAUAGGGUACUUGACAAGAGUACAUGUUUGUUUCUGACACCAAUUUGUGAAUGUUUGUGUGGGAUGUGUAGGUGUAGAGAUGUGUGCUGGAUGGUUUGAAGUGUUAUUAGUGCGAGCUUCUUGAUGCUUGAAAAUAAACUUUUUCUCUUCCA